Molecule: messenger RNA, 1444 nt
Organism: Cucumis sativus (cucumber)
Lineage: Eukaryota; Viridiplantae; Streptophyta; Magnoliopsida; Cucurbitales; Cucurbitaceae
Product: putative pentatricopeptide repeat-containing protein At5g59900
Exons: 2
Coding region: 74-850 (258 amino acids)
Molecular function (GO): protein binding
Source: RefSeq, a predicted model, not a curated record
AAAAAAUAUAUAAGGAGCAGAGUCUUUGAAUGAGACUUUGCAAGGAGCAGAGUCGAGUUGAGUCUGAGAGGAAAUGAAGAGAAUACGGCAACAGCUUCUUACCCUACAACGUCUUCCACUCUCACCAGAGCUCCUCCGCUUUCAAAUUCCCGCCAUUCUUUCUCCAUUUUCUUCUUCUUCCUCCUUCAUUUCCGAUUCUCCAUCAGCUUCCAUAGCCACCAAACCCAAUACCACUCUGACCCACGACGAGCUCACAAGGAUCAAUCUCCUUCUUCCUCGUCUCUGUCUCCACAACCACCUUUCUACUGCUAUCUCUCUUCUCCACGCCACUCUCCUCACCAAUCCUUCACUUCACUCUCUUUCCCUUUCAGUUCUCUCCCACUCACUUGCUUCCCAGUCCGAUUUUGCCCUCACAAUGUCCCUCCUCACUCGUCUUAAGCACCAUCCCAAUGCCCUUCUCUAUUCAACCCCUAUCGUCACUAUGCUUAUUUCCUCUUAUUGCAAACGCCGGAAAUCCAAGGAGGCGUUGAAGCUUUUCCAUUGGAUGCUGAGACCGGGGUCGCCAUGUAAGCCGGAAGAGAGGGUUUAUAAAACCCUAAUUGCGGGACUUUAUAGGAAGGGUAUGACAUUUGAUGCUUUGAAGGUUCUCAGGAAUAUGAUUGAUUCGAAUUUGGUUCCGGAUUGCGAUUUGAGAAAUUGGGUUUUUAGGUCUUUGCUGAAAGAAGCGAUGAUCCCCGAAGCCAUGGAGUUUAAUGAUGCUUUGAAUUUCGUUGGCGAUCAGAAUACAAUUGACCAUCUUCGAAGGGUGUCGGAAUUGUUGAAUCGUAUCAUCACCAAUUGGAUAGACUAGAGAAGAUCUUCUGUAUCAGGUUCCUUUCCUGGAGAAGGAAGAGAAACUUGGUCGUUACCGGUGUAUUCAAUUUCCAGGGAGAGGAAAGGCAGUGAUGCAGGACCCCAUAGUUUUCACAAAUCUUCAAAGUAGAAAGGCUUGAGCAUCAAGUUCACAUCAAAUGUUACAAACUGGGAUAAACAGCUGCAGAAAUUGAGGGUAUAAUGUAACAUAAUGGUGGUUAAAUGUCCCUGCAACCCAAGUGGAGGUUAACUACAUAAUUUUUUCUCUGUUUAGUAUCAUCAUUUUGGACAUGGGGUUUCAAUAGAAUCUUCGCAAAGUUCUCUCAGUUGGUGGUGGGUACUAAGCAUUACCUAAUUCAAACUCGUUAAGACACAAGUAGGUGGGCGUUCCAACUUGAAGUCUCACUCGUUCGAGUUUAGGGAAGAAAAACAUCAAACUCCAGUCAAAAGUUUGAAUGUACUCGUCAGCAAUUUUGAACUUGAUAAAAAACACUGUCUUGUUUUAUUUUUAAUGUGAAUAUUGUAUCGGUUAACUUCGAGACAUUUUUAUGUUCCGUAUGAAAUUUAAAUUCGAAUACAUAUUUCAAUCAUA